Molecule: messenger RNA, 1077 nt
Organism: Acytostelium subglobosum LB1
Lineage: Eukaryota; Evosea; Eumycetozoa; Acytosteliales; Acytosteliaceae
Exons: 3
Coding region: 1-1077 (358 amino acids)
Biological process (GO): adenylate cyclase-modulating G protein-coupled receptor signaling pathway
Cellular component (GO): heterotrimeric G-protein complex
Molecular function (GO): G protein-coupled receptor binding; GTPase activity; G-protein beta/gamma-subunit complex binding
Source: RefSeq, a predicted model, not a curated record
AUGGGAAACAUAUGUUCUGCAAGUGGCGAAGAUGCCAAAGCCAAUCAAGAUAUUAACUCUCAGAUCGAGAAAGAGAGAAAGAAGAAGUACAAUGAAGUCAAGUUAUUGUUACUUGGUGCCGGUGAAUCAGGCAAAUCAACAAUCGCCAAACAAAUGAAGAUUAUUCAUCAGAGUGGAUAUAGUGACGAUGAGAGGAAGGAGUUUAAGCCAAUUAUAUACAGGAACAUACUGGACAAUAUGAGAAUCCUGUUGGAUGGAAUGUCCCGAAUAGGAAUGAAUGUUGAUCAAGCAAAUGCUGAAGCAGCCACAAUGGUAAAGGACCUCACCUCCUUAAACUCGGUGGCCUCCACAGACAACUGGAAUGAGAUGGGUGAGGACCGUGGCAAGCAAAUCAAAGGACUCUGGGCUGAUCCAAGCAUCAAGCAAGCCAUGAAGAGAGUAUCAGAGUUUAGUACACUUCCAGACUCUGCUCCAUAUUUCUUUGACAACAUUGAUAGAAUGAUAUCCCAGGUAUACUUACCAACAGACCAAGACAUACUACAUACAAGAGUGAUGACCAGAGGAGUGCAUGAGAUCAACUUUGAGGUUGGCAAGAUUAAGUUCAGAAUGGUAGACGUUGGAGGCCAACGUAGUGAGCGAAAGAAGUGGUUGUCAUGUUUUGACGAUGUCACUGCCGUAGUGUUCUGUGUUGCUCUGAGUGAAUAUGACCAGCUGCUAUACGAAGACAACACCACCAACCGUAUGCUAGAGUCGAUGCGUGUCUUUAACGACGUGUGCAACACAUGGUUCAACAACACUCCCAUCAUUCUGUUCCUCAACAAGUCGGAUCUGUUCCGCGAGAAGAUCAAGUCGGCCGAUCUGGCCGAGACGUUCCCAGAGUACAAGGGCGGCAAGGACUUUGAGCGUGGCGCCAACUACAUCAAGGAGCGAUUCAUGCAGAUCAACAAGAACGAGAACAAGAGCAUCUAUUCACACAUCACCUGUGCGACUGAUACCGACAACAUUCGUGUAGUAUUCCAAGCAGUGAAGGACAUCAUAUUCACCCAAUGUGUAAUGAAGGCUGGACUGUAUUCAUAA